AUGUCGUCCGCAAAACCAACUUCGAGCGAGAAUGCCGUUAGCCAGAAAUAUGACCGGUGCUUGGCGGACCUGGUUGUGAAAGCUGGUCUAGGAUUCAGUGUAGGCGUAGUUGCAUCGGUCGUAUUCUUUCGUAGGCGCACCUUGCCGAUAGGCAUUGGUCUUGGCUGGGGGCUCGGUGCGGCAUAUGCAGACUGUGAUCGGCUUUUCACCCCUCGCGAACCCGGCGCAAGACUUGCCGUGCUUCCGCCCGCUCCGGCGAGUUCGACUGUAGCGACACCAUCGGUGGACCCUCACGGACAGCAUACUGUAUGA
Molecule: messenger RNA, 312 nt
Organism: Punctularia strigosozonata HHB-11173 SS5
Lineage: Eukaryota; Fungi; Basidiomycota; Agaricomycetes; Corticiales; Punctulariaceae
Product: DUF543-domain-containing protein
Exons: 5
Coding region: 1-312 (103 amino acids)
Cellular component (GO): mitochondrial inner membrane; mitochondrion; MICOS complex
Source: RefSeq, a predicted model, not a curated record